UACGUGCGUGCGUUCACGAGCGGCAAGAGUAUGCGAAUGUUUUGGCUGGUCUGGCGGCGUUUCACAAGGCUCAGUUACCGUCGUGCAGUGGUGGUGUGAAAGUGUCUGUCGCGCGCGCUCCUCCGCCGUCAGCUGUUCGUGGUGCAUCGUACAGGGGAUUAGAACUGAGAAAAUACGUGCGGUUGUAGUAGCAUGGAGAAUUUAACGAGCGUCACCCUCCGGACCCCUUAGACUCCAGCCACGACAGACAUGCCAAGCAUUUCGUAACCUCAAGGCCCGACGAACAAAUCUCGCCUGCUUCAAUGCAUCCAGGCCGCUGCAAACGCCAACAACUGAAGCCGAAGCUUUAAGGAGAGAAAGGCAGGCAAGCAGUUCCCCCUCUCGGAUCACCCAGCCAAGCGAGUUUCAGAAAUGGUUGCCAUACUGCUUGCCUGGGCCUGGGUGGUGGAAUUAGUGCAGGCUUUCUGUCCCCCUGGCUGUACGUGCGACGACAAGACGCCGAGUGCCAGAUGUGUUGGCGGGGGAAUAAAUGUGGUUCCCAUAUUGUUCAACCCAAAUUUAAAGCGGCUCAAUAUGGCCCACAACUCUGUCAGCAACCUUGGAGAUUCGCUGGGUUGGCUAGAAAAGCUAGAAGACCUCGACUUCUCUCACAACCUCAUCAAAAUUCUGAGCGAGGGAGACUUCGAGAAGCAGGAGAACUUGAGGGAGCUGAAGCUGUCCAAUAACCAUCUGACGACCAUAUCCCUCGGGGCAUUCCGAGGACUAAGAAAACUGGCCAUCCUGGAUCUGAGCCAAAACACCAUGGUCGAACUGCCCCUGGGCGUCUUGAAUGACGUCCCACAACUGACAGUGCUAAACCUCUCCCACAACAGACUUCACAUCCUCGCACCAGAUACCUUCAAGAGCCAGAGAGUCCUCCAGGUUCUUGAUCUGUGUGAUAAUUACUUCCGGCACGUGCCCACCGCUGCCCUCGAGCACCUAACGUCUCUGCAGUCCCUCCACAUAUGCCGCAACAGGCUGACUAGCCUUCCACCCCUGGCAUUCCCCACAGACUCUCUGUCUCGCCUCUUCCUCGAGACCAACAGCAUACACACCAUCAACGAAAUGGCCUUCCUGCGCCUCAACGCUCUCAGAGAGCUGAACCUCGACGGCAACAUCCUACUCGAAGUACCAAGCGAUGCCUUAGCACCUCUAGCGACGCUGGAAUCUCUUUCCCUGAGUAAAAAUAGGAUAACCCAUAUUGGGUCCGGGGUAUUCAAAGAGCUGGGAAAUCUGAGCAUCUUGCAAAUAUCCAGAAGUCCACACCUGACUGAGCUUCACCCUGAGGCCCUCAACGGCUGCAAGAACCUUCAGAACCUCACGCUCUCCCACAACACGCUGCUGCAGAACUUACCGUCGGGGAUAUUCUCCUCUUUAGAAAACCUACAAAACAUUGACCUGAGGGCCAACGGCCUCCAAGUCUUAGAGGAGACGCAGGUGAGAUGGCGAUCUCUCAAGAGAUUAGAUCUCCGUGAAAAUCCCAUAGUGUGUAACUGCUCCAUGAAGUGGCUGGCUGCCUUUCUGAGCUCAUCCAACACUUCUCUCAAAGUUCCUGAUGUGCAGUGCGCAGCACCAGAUAAGCUUCGUGGGCUUUAUAUAUCAAGGUUAGUGCCGAGUGAGCACAUGUGCGGAGAGAGAGUCGAGGUGAUGUUCAGCGUGGUCAUCAUCAGCAUCUGCUUCGUCCUCCUGGUCACUCUCUCCUUGAUGCUGUGCAGAUACAUCCGACGCCAACAGAGAGCCAAACUCGGCAGUGAGUGGCCCGGGGGACCCCCUAUCCCGCCACGGCAGGGACAAGACUACAGGGGCCACAUGACGACCGCUCCUCCCUCUGCAGCUACCGCUGCUGCUUCUGCCACCAGACCUAUCCUGGUGGAGGAUUACCUCUACCGGGGUAAUCUGUCGUUUGCCAAAGUUCCCGUCACAGACGUUUGAUUCGUCCCGGAUUCCUGUUGGGUCAGUUGCAAGAGGAAUAAGAACUGACUGACUGUUGAAGCUUCUUCUCCUUCCAGUUUCUUGAUGGUUCAGCUCAACGAUUUCUGGCAACCUGAUAAAUCCAUUAGGCUCCUCUUCCGCUCUCGGAUGGAUCUCUGAUGGGUUGUUUGAAAUAUUUCAGAACUGACUGAGUAUUUUGGCUUCUUUAUGAAGAUCCCAAUAGAACUGACUGAUUAUCUGGGUUGCUUUAUGAAGACCUCAACAAAAAUUAUCAUUUGGGCUUAUGUG
Messenger RNA from Macrobrachium nipponense, 2259 nucleotides. Its product is annotated as leucine-rich repeat-containing protein 15-like. The transcript is spliced from 5 exons. NCBI's taxonomy places the organism in Eukaryota, Metazoa, Arthropoda, Malacostraca, Decapoda, Palaemonidae. The record is from RefSeq and is a predicted model, not a curated record. Bases 412 to 1971 code for a protein of 519 amino acids. Gene Ontology annotation, molecular function: protein binding.